This is a messenger RNA of Odocoileus virginianus texanus, 1386 nucleotides long. Lineage: Eukaryota; Metazoa; Chordata; Mammalia; Artiodactyla; Cervidae. The record is from RefSeq and is a predicted model, not a curated record.
UAUGAAUUGAUUACCUUUCAGUCCCAAAUCCGCCCUCCGUUUCUCUGCGGGUGAUAAUGAGACAUCUCUCCCUUGCCAGCUGACGCAGUGUUAAACUCUGUCUGUAGAGGGCGCCGAGAGGCUCUGGAGGAAAAACGGGCCUCUCUUCCCGGCUCCGGCGGGCUUUCUGGUCCUGCUUCUGCGGCGCUGUGUUCGUCCCACCGAUGGAUCUCACCCAGCAAGUUCCGUGGGUACCCCAGCCGGCUUCCCCUGGGCCAGCUCAGAGACACAGCCUCCUGGCAGCUUUCCAACAGUAAACCACUAUUUCCACAUCGACAAGACCCUGGGCUGCGUUUCUGUCCGAGUCCUGGCUCCUCACGAAUAUGAACUGAAGGGCUCUGACCCAGAAAGUGGUUCCGAGCAGGGUAGGAUGGGGUCUCGGAAAUGCGGAAGCUGCCUGAGUAGUUUGCUGAUUCCUCUUGCGCUUUGGAGCAUAAUUGUGAAUGUAUUAUUGUAUUUCCCCAAUGGGCAAGCUUCCUAUGCAUCCAGCAAUAAACUCACCAACUACGUCUGGUAUUUUGAAGGAAUCUGUUUCUCAGGUAUCAUGAUGCUUGUAGUAGCAGCAGUUCUUCUUGUAUUGGAGAAUGACAACAACUAUAAAUGUUGCCAGAGUGAAAACUGCAGCAAAAAAUACAUGACACUGCUGUCGAUGAUCUUUUCUGCUCUUGGAAUUGCUUUCUCUGGAUACUGCCUGGUCAUAUCUGCUCUGGGCCUUCUUCAAGGCCCAUAUUGCCGUACCCUUGAUGGCUGGGAGUAUGCCUUUGAAGGCACUGCAGGACGUUUCCUUACAGAUUCCAGAGAAUGGGUUCAGUGCCUGGAACCCGCGCAUGUAGUGGAGUGGAACAUCAUCUUAUUCUCUAUUCUCAUAGCUCUCAGCGGGCUUCAAGUGGUUGUCUGCCUCAUCAGAGUGGUCAUCCAGCUGUCCCAGGCCCUCUGUGGGACCUAUUCAGUCAUUAUCCAGCCUGGAAUCAUUUGACAAGGACAAGAAUGUUUUUCUUUAUCAAGAUAUGGCCAUCCACCUGUGUCUCCUGGAUGGACUGGAGGGUCACAUUCAGAUGAAGGUUUCUCCCUCCGGAUGGUGUUUGCUGUCCUCACCGCAAUGCUGUCCUUUUAGAAAUGUUUCCAAAGCUAUGUGUGUCGGGGUCUUCAGAAAUGUUCAUAUCUUUUUGAUCAAAUAAAAUGAAAUAAAUCCAACUUCAAUAAACUUCACUCUGAAAAUAAGAAUACAAGAUAAAACUUAAUGCAAACACAUAUAUUUGAACAUCACUUAAUAUUCUGGAAAAUUAGAAAUACCCAGAAAUCGAACUUUAUGGAAAAGAUUAAAUAAAGCAUGGUACAUUCUUUGUA